Apiotrichum porosum is the source of this 1881-nucleotide messenger RNA. RefSeq lists its product as uncharacterized. The coding region runs from base 1 to 1881 and encodes 626 amino acids. Lineage: Eukaryota; Fungi; Basidiomycota; Tremellomycetes; Trichosporonales; Trichosporonaceae. The record is from RefSeq and is a predicted model, not a curated record. Gene Ontology annotation, molecular function: fatty acid amide hydrolase activity; amidase activity. The transcript is spliced from 10 exons. Gene Ontology annotation, biological process: fatty acid catabolic process.
AUGGGACAACUCUUCCAGUGCCAUGCCGCCACUGAGUCGGUGGCGACCGUGGGAAAGCCGGCUACCUCCGACCGCGCGCCCUCCAUGACGCUCCUCAUGGCCGCGAUCUGUGCGGAUCUUGCGGCCGGCAUACCAUACCCGUACGCCUUAAGCCACCCACUCCAGCAUCCAAAGACGGCGCGCAUCAAGCAGGAGACCCGCGAACGCCUCGUGUCUGAAGCGGAGGCGCGGUUGGGCUUCGCAAGGGACCACCCGGAGGACGAGGAGGUUGUCAACACGACUGCAUCUGAGAUCGUGGCCAACCUCAAGGCUCGUAAGGACGGAUGGACAUGCGAGCGCGUCAUGGCCGUGUUUACUCGUGCCGCCUGUGCUGCGCACCGCAAGACCAACUGCCUGACCGAGAUCGUCUUUGCCGAAGCCAUGGCAGACGCCAAGGCCAAGGACGCAGCCUACGCAGCCGGGGGCGCCGCUGAAGGCCUAUUCUGGGGCCUGCCGGGCAGCUUCAAGGACAUGUUCAACAUUGUCGGCGUGGACAGCUCCAUUGGCUGCUCGCCGCACUGCUUCAAGCCAUGCGAGAAACCCGAGAACGAGGCUGCCAUCGUCAAGGUCUAUCGUGAGGCCGGCGGUAUCCCCUUCUGCAAGACUGCAAUCCCGCAGACGCUGCUCGCGUUUGAGUGUGCCAACCCCAUCUUUGGCGUGUCGACCAACCCGUACGCGUCGACGCGUACGUGUGGCGGCAGCUCCGGUGGCGAGGGAGCGUUGAUUGCGCUGCAAGGAAGUCCCCUCGGUUGGGGCACAGACAUUGGCGGCUCGCUCCGUAUCCCGGCUGGAUACUCUGGCAUCUGUAGUCUCAAGCCUGCUCUCGGCCGCUGGCCUCGUGGUGGCAUGCGUGGUGGUGUUCCAGGUUUCGAGGGCAUCAACGCUGUCACCGGUCCCAUGGCCCCGAGCGUCGACGCACUCACGUAUGCGUCGCGUGCCGUGCUCGACGCAACCCUCCGUGCGCUCGAGGCCAAGCGCUUUGCGGACCAGAACAUUGUUCCUAUUCCCUGGCGCGAGCCAAAGCUCCCAACCAAGCUGCGUAUCGGCUACUGGACGUUUGACGGCCUCGUCAAGGCGAGUCCGGCCUGCGUGCGCGCCGUGGAGCAGACGGUUGAUGCGCUCCGCAAGGAGGGCCACGAGCUUGUGCCGUGGUCCCCACCCAACCCCGACCAAGCACUCAAGAUCUUUGUCGCACUCUCGUCUGCGGAGGGCUACAAGUCUCUUCUCAGCAACAUUGGCAAGGACCCGAUGGAGCCCUCGAUGCGCCUCGUGGUCAGUGGCACCAGCGUGCCCAAGUUUGUCCUCAAGCUCGCGCAAUACUUUGUCCACUAUGUCCUGGGCGACACCAAGUUUGCCGACAUUCUGUCGGCGUCCAGCUACAAGACCGCGGGCGAGUACUGGAAGUGGACGGCAGAGCGCAACGACUACAUCUCUGCCUUCCGCCGCCAGGCAUGGGAGGAGCAAGGGUUCGACUUUCUCGUGUGUCCCGUGCAGGCCGUGCCCGCGCUCGAGCACGGGCGGACCGAGACGCUCUCGCCGCUGUCGAUCGGCACGUCGCUGUUCAACGUCAUCGACUCCACCGUCGGCGUCCUCCCCGUCACCCGCGUCGAUGCCGGGCGGGACAUUGCGUCGGCCAACUACGCCGCUGGCAGUGAAGGGUCGUGGAUUCUCGAGAAGCGCGUGUAUGGCGGCAGCGACCCGGCGUACAGCUCCGAGAAGAUGGCGGGGCUGCCAGUCGGUAUCCAGCUCGUGGGCAGGCAGUACGAUGAGGAGAAGGUGCUCGCGUUCAUGAAGCUUGUGGAGGGGGCGGUGGGGUUUGACUACGCCUACCACCGCGCCUAG